This is a messenger RNA of Humulus lupulus (European hop), 885 nucleotides long. RefSeq lists its product as uncharacterized. The record is from RefSeq and is a predicted model, not a curated record. Lineage: Eukaryota; Viridiplantae; Streptophyta; Magnoliopsida; Rosales; Cannabaceae. The transcript has 2 exons. The coding region runs from base 1 to 885 and encodes 294 amino acids.
AUGGCUGAAAACAUGGAUGUUUUUCCUACUGAAAGCACUGAGGAUUGUCCCAUUGUUGGAGAGGACGAAGUAGAUGUGCAAACUCAACAUGCAGUUGAGGCAUGGAAGCACGUUGAAUUCCUGUGUAGGAAUUAUAUUCCAAAUGGCUUGUCUGACUUGAUGUAUAAUGUGUACAGUGUGAAGAAAACAACUAAAGAAUUGUGGGACUCCUUGGACCACAAGUACAAAGCUAAAGAUGAUGCAGCCAAGAAAUUCUUGGUUGGCCAAUUCUUUAACUUCAAGAUGGGGGAUUCCAAAGAUGUGAUAAGCCAAGUGCAAGAUCUUCAUUUGAUUAUCCAUGGAAUACAUGCUAAAGGGAUGGUAUUGAGUGCGUCUUUCCAAGUAGCUGCCAUUAUAGAGAAGCUACCCCCUACAUGGCUAGACUUCAAAAAUUAUCUGAAGCACAAGCGGAAGGAAAUGAGUGUUGAAGAUAUCAUUCACAGAGUUUGCAUUGAAGAGGAUAACAAUGGUGCUGAGAAGCGAACCUCAAAUCCCAAUGCUGCCAAGGCUAAUAUGGUGGAGCAUGACAAAGGCUCCAAGGGGAAGAAGCUUAUUCCCAAGCUAGGGUCCAAACUAGGACCAAAAGGUGGAGUUUCAAAGAAGUCGAAAUUCCAAGGGAAGUGCUUUAACUGCAACAAGACGGGACAUAAAUCGUCAGAGGAAAAUGUUAUUGAAGCCAUGUCCCAAAAGGUCGCUGACCUAGACCUAUGUGCUGUGGUCUCUGAAAUAAACCUGGUGGAUGCUAAUCUAAAGGAAUGGUGGCUCGAUACUGGAGCUACUUGUCAUUUCUGUGCGAAUAAGUCUGCCUUCUCUCCAUUUUCCACCCAAGUAAAGUCAGAGAAGUAA